GAAGAUAAUUAUCAUUUCAUUACGUAUGUGCCCGUAGAUGGUCACGUUUACGAACUGGAUGGUCUUCGUGAAGCACCAAUUGAUCUGGGCGCAGUCAAUGGAGAAGCUGACUGGUUGGAUGUUGUUCGGCCGGUAAUCAGUGCCAGAAUACAGAAGUAA
Molecule: messenger RNA, 159 nt
Organism: Gongylonema pulchrum
Lineage: Eukaryota; Metazoa; Nematoda; Chromadorea; Rhabditida; Gongylonematidae
Source: the annotation of a GenBank genome assembly